GGGGACCACCGCCUCUAAAAUGAGUCUCUCUGGGGAGAGAGAAGAGACCACUGCCUCUAAAAUGAGUCUCUCUGGGGAGAGAGAGGAGAACACUGCCUCUAAAAUGACUCAAGACACCAGUUCUAAGAGUGUCCAGAAGCCCAGAGCAGAGUCCCCUACAACCAGCCUGCUAUCAAUGAAGAGUGAUCAGCCACCUGCUUUCAGCCAGGAACCAUUGCCAGAUGACAAUAAGGAAGUGGAGAGUUUGGACAGUGAGGAUGUAUUAAAGAUCACACACAACCUCCUGGACAGAAGAAGUCAAACUCUGCUGACAGUCCAACAAGACAUUAAGGCUAAACUGAAAUACAAGUAUCAACACAUAUCUGAAGGAAUUGGACACCAUGGAAACCAAAGUCUGUUCAAAGACAUCUACACAGAGCUCUAUAUCACAGAGGGUGGAAGUGGAGGGCUCAAUAAUGAACAUGAGGUUAGACAGAUAGAGAUGGCAUCCAAGAAACAAACCACACAAGAGACACCAAUCAAAUGCAACGACAUCUUCAAGCCUUUACCUGGACAAGACAAACCAAUCAGAACUGUGCUGACCAAAGGAAUCGCUGGCAUUGGAAAAACAGUCUCUGUGCAGAAGGUCAUCCUUGACUGGGCAGAGGGAAAAGCAAAUCAGGACGUUCAUUUCAUGUUUCCUCUUCCUUUCCGUGAUCUGAACCUGAAAAAGGACCAAUACAGUCUGAUGCAACUUCUUUCCCACUACUUCCCAGAGCUGAAAGAGAUUGACAGCAUUGAAGAUGGUGAAACUAAAACUGUUUUCAUUUUUGAUGGUCUGGAUGAGUGUCGACUUCCUCUAGACUUCAAAAACAAUGAGAAGUGCUGUGAUGUCACGAAGCCAACCUCAGUGGACGUGUUGCUGACAAACCUCAUCGAGAGGAAUCUGCUUCCCUGUGCUCUCCUCUGGAUAACCUCACGGCCGGCAGCAGCCAAUCAGAUCCCUACUGAGUGUGUUGACCAGGUGACAGAGGUACGAGGGUUCAAUGAUCCACAGAAGGAGGAGUAUUUCAGGAAGAAAAUCACAGAUCAGAAUCUGGCCAAUGAAAUCAUCAAGCACAUGAAGACAUCAAGGAGCCUCUACAUCAUGUGCCACAUGCCAGUCUUCUGUUGGAUAUCAGCCACUGUCCUUGAGAUGAUACUGAACGAGGCAGAGAAGGAUGAAGUCCCCAAAACUCUGACCCAGAUGUACUCACACUUCAUUCUCAUCCAAAUCAUUGUGAAGAACAGGAAGUACAACAAAGCCACAGAGACAAACCCAAAGGAACUGUCUCAGUCAGACAAAGAGAUGAUCCUGAAACUGGCAAAACUGUCUUUCCAACAGCUGCAGAAGGGCAACCUGAUCUUCUAUGAGGAGGACCUGAGAGAGUGUGGCCUUGAUGUCACAGAGGCGUCAGAGUACUCAGCAAUGUGUACAGAGAUCUUUAAAGAAGAAUCUGGGCUGUACCAAGACAAGGUCUACAGCUUUGUGCAUCUGAGCAUUCAGGAGUUUCUAGCAGCAGUGCAUGCUUUAGAAUCAUGUCUAGACAAGAAGGAAAGUGUUUUCUCCCCCACGAGUGAUGAUGAAAAGAAUGAGUCAAUCCAGUUGUCUGACUUACACAGGAGAGCAGUGGACCAGGCCUUGAAGAGUGAGAAUGGACACCUGGACCUGUUCCUCCGCUUCCUUCUGGGUCUCUCACUGGAGUCCAAUCAGAAUCUGUUACGAGGCCUUCUGACACAGACAGGAAGUACAACACAGACCAAUGAGGAAACAGUUAAGAGAACAGUCAGGUACCUUUCAGACAACAUCAAGGAGGAAUCCUCACCAGAAAGGAUCAUCAACUUGUUCCACUGUUUGAAUGAACUUGGUGCCAACUCUCUAGUUGAAGACAUGCAGACCUCCCUGCGUUCAGGAACUCUUUCAGAAACAAGACUAAAACCUGACCAAUGUUCAGCCCUGGCCUACCUGUUACUGAUGUCAGAGGAGGUGCUGGAGGAGCUUGACCUGAAGACAUACAACACAACAAAGGAAGGUUAUCAGAGGUUGCUGCCGGUAGUGAAAACCUGCAAGAGAGCACUGUAA
Messenger RNA from Oncorhynchus mykiss (rainbow trout), 2101 nucleotides. The record is from RefSeq and is a predicted model, not a curated record. NCBI's taxonomy places the organism in Eukaryota, Metazoa, Chordata, Actinopteri, Salmoniformes, Salmonidae.